Molecule: messenger RNA, 903 nt
Organism: Fusarium coffeatum
Lineage: Eukaryota; Fungi; Ascomycota; Sordariomycetes; Hypocreales; Nectriaceae
Exons: 2
Coding region: 1-903 (300 amino acids)
Source: RefSeq, a predicted model, not a curated record
AUGUCAUCCGUUGCAAUCACUUCCGCAGAGACUCUAGCUUCUCCUCCUCCUCAUCUUCAAGGAGAGGCUGAGUUGGAAUCUCUCAAGGCUUCAUACGUCCUUCGCCAACAACCCAUCUCGGUUACUCUCGAUGGCCAAAACAUAUUCUUGUCUUCAAUUGCCCUUAUCCUCCUUAUUCAUUUCCUCGACGCCUACCAUGCUCAGGUUCUUGUUGCUCUUGUUCCCAUAGUAUUGUUAGUUCACAACGACUACGUGAACUUCCUCAACCUGGGCCCUGGUGGUACGCCAUCAACCUUUGCCGGCUACCUUCGUAUAUCAUGGUUUCGUCUUUGGGCCCUGAGAGACCCAUACGCAGCACCAGAACCUGAUCCCCAGCGCCUCCCAACAUCAGGUAUUCUCCGUCGCCAACGUCUCCCAUACCGCGCAGGUCCUCGCCCUGUUGUUGCUGGAAUUGCUCCCCAAAGACAGCUUGACCAACAUGGUUCUCAAGAAUGUUACCGAUCUCUCCGCUGGUCCAUGGCAAAGAUAGCAAACCGUAACCCCAAGAAGUUUGGCACCGAGAAGUCAUGCAUUGAGAAACAUGGCUUAGCAUUAUUCGCCAGACAUCCAGUACAGACAAACUGCCAGGGUGAGAUUUGUCAUGUUCAUGACUCAGAUCACUCGCUGCACAUGGGUCUACACCCUGAUGACAUCAAAGAGGUGUUGCAAAAAGGCUGGGGCCAAAGACAUCCCCUGGCAUGGACUGGCCGGUUCAUUAAGAGUCCAGUCUCUCCAGACUUUCUCAUGGUCUACGCCCCACGAGAUGACGAAGAGUUACAGGUCGUCUGCAACAUCAUUGAGGCCGCUAUCUGGUAUACAGUCGCUGAAGAAAUUGAAAUGGGCAUCUCCCCCAAACCCAUGUAA